AUGACUCUUCAGGAAGCAAUAGGUACACUCCACAAACAAAGACCACAUGUAAAACUAUGGUUUCACUGCACAGAGACCAAGGCUGCUUAUUACCUACAGUAUACUCUCUAUGAUGAACAGACCACCAUAGUUGUGACAACUGAUGUUGCUGCCUCCAGGGGAGGAGAUGAAAGAGGACUGUUAAGCCUUGCAUUCCAUCCCAAUUACAAGAAAAAUGGAAAGCUGUAUGUGUCUUAUACCACCAACCAAGAACGGUGGGCUAUUGGACCUCACGACCACAUCCUUAGAGUCGUAGAAUACACAGUAUCCAGGAAAAAUCCACACCAAGUUGAUAUGAGGACAGCAAGAGUGUUUUUAGAAGUAGCAGAACUACAUCGAAAACACCUAGGAGGACAACUUCUGUUUGGCCCAGAUGGUUUCCUAUACAUUUUUCUUGGAGACGGCAUGAUUACUCUAGAUGAUAUGGAGGAGAUGGAUGGUUUAAGUGAUUUUACAGGUUCUGUAUUGCGCCUCGACGUAAACACUGACUUGUGUCAUGUCCCUUAUUCCAUACCACGGAGCAACCCACAUUUUAAUAGCACAAACCAACCUCCUGAGAUUUUUGCACAUGGACUCCAUAAUCCAGGCCGAUGUGCCGUGGAUCGCCACCCAGCAGAUGUUAACAUCAAUCUAACUAUACUUUGCUCAGAUUCAAACGGAAAGAACAGAUCUUCAGCAAGAAUCUUACAAAUAAUAAAGGGCAAAGACUAUGAAAGUGAGCCUUCACUUUUAGAAUUCAAGCCAUUCAGCAGUGGAUCUUUGGUUGGUGGAUUUGUCUAUCGAGGCUGCCAGUCUGAAAGACUCUAUGGAAGUUAUGUAUUUGGAGACCGCAAUGGAAAUUUUUUAACACUGCAACAGAGUCCUGCAACCAAACAGUGGCAAGAGAAGCCCCUCUGCCUUGGCAACACUGGUUCAUGUAGAGGUUUCUUUUCAGGCCCUAUCUUGGGAUUUGGUGAAGAUGAAUUAGGUGAGAUUUACAUAUUAUCAAGCAGUAAAAGUAUGACACAGCCUCACAGUGGAAAACUCUACAAGAUCAUUGACCCAAAAAGGCCUUUAGUCCCUGAAGAAUGCAAAAGAACAGCUCAGCCUGCACAGAUACUGACAUCUGAAUGCUCCAGGCACUGUCGGAACGGGCACUGCACUCCUACAGGAAAAUGCUGCUGUAAUCAAGGCUGGGAAGGAGAGUUCUGCAGAACUGCAAAAUGUGACCCAGCCUGUCGACAUGGAGGUGUCUGUGUAAGGCCUAAUAAAUGCUUAUGUAAAAAAGGCUAUCUCGGCCCCCAGUGUGAACAAGUGGAUAGAAACAUCCGAAGAGUGACAAGGGCAGGUAUUCUUGAUCAGAUCCUAGACAUGACAUCCUAUUUGCUGGAUCUAACUAGCUAUAUCGUAUAGUUUCUGGGACUAUUUGGAAACUACACUUUCAACGGGCAUUUGUUUUGAGUCCUAUCAUUUUUAAAAGACUGUUAUCCUGCAACAAAUAACAGUGAUCUGAUUUACUUUAUUAAUUUAAGUAUAAUAUCCACAAAUGUGCAGAUAAAUCCUUUGUAUGUGUGUAAAUAUUUCUGUAUGUCUCCACAGACAUACCAAUAUCCAAUACUUGCACACAUACACAUGCACGCACUAUCACAAAUACGGUUUUACAGAUAGUGGAAUUUUUUUAAUAUUUAUUUCUUCAUGAGAAAUAGUUUACAAAUUCCACUGUAAACGACAUUUUUGUCAAAGGACUUUGGUGGUGUCUUAACGGAUUCUUUGACAUCCCAGAAAUCUCGUGUCUGAUUAUAGCAGUAAGAGAGCAGUUUUCAAACAUUGCUGUAUAAACUGCUGGACUUAAUAAAAUCCAGUUGUGACAGUUUCUAAGGUGAACUGAACUACAUCAUGAGACAAUAUUUCAGAACUCCUUAAUGCAUUCCUAUCUAGGUAAUUCAUUGUAAAACUGUAACCCUCACCUUCACCAAUGUAACUCUAUUACAGAAUGUUACGCAUUUCUUUAUCUAGCAUAGAUGCAAAAAUCUGGUUAUCGCAGCUUAAUAUCAAGAUUGUUUCAAGUGUUUAAUAAUUUAAUUAUAUUCGCAUAUUUCAAAACCAGUCAUCCUAGAAGGUCUGCUUUUUAUCAUAUAUUUUAUUUAACGAUGGGCACUGGGUUCAUGUUACAUAUUUAUAUUAUUUUAUUUUAUUUUUAUAAUAUAGACAUCACCUAGAUGAGACAGCUUUACCAUGUCCUGUAAAAUACUAAAGUUACAUUUUUCACCAACUUAAUUGGAAAGACGGGGAAAGAGAGAGCAAACACGCUCUUUAAUGUGUUGUGGAUCUAAUCUAGAAAUGUAUCCUUGUGUCAACUUGUAUUCAUUUACGA
Molecule: messenger RNA, 2392 nt
Organism: Mesitornis unicolor (brown roatelo)
Lineage: Eukaryota; Metazoa; Chordata; Aves; Mesitornithiformes; Mesitornithidae
Gene: HHIP
Product: hedgehog interacting protein
Exons: 11
Coding region: 1-1431 (476 amino acids)
Source: RefSeq, a predicted model, not a curated record